Gadus macrocephalus (Pacific cod) is the source of this 1201-nucleotide messenger RNA. RefSeq names its product NSE1 homolog, SMC5-SMC6 complex component (gene nsmce1). Gene Ontology annotation, biological process: double-strand break repair via homologous recombination; DNA damage tolerance. The record is from RefSeq and is a predicted model, not a curated record. Gene Ontology annotation, molecular function: ubiquitin-protein transferase activity. The coding region runs from base 188 to 928 and encodes 246 amino acids. The transcript has 8 exons. NCBI's taxonomy places the organism in Eukaryota, Metazoa, Chordata, Actinopteri, Gadiformes, Gadidae. Gene Ontology annotation, cellular component: nucleus; Smc5-Smc6 complex.
AGAACGCAAGUACGGCCGAUCUCAUAGGUCCCCUGGGCUCUAUCGGAAAGGGCCUGACGUCGCCUCUCUACGUUGCGCUCUUGUUUGAUUCGCUAAAAUAAGCUACAGCUGUCUUACCUACAGCUUUAUUAACCGCAAGUUUUUCUCUAAAACACAGCACUGGUAAUCUUACUAUCCUUGCCAAGAAAUGGUUCUGGGGGAAGGUCAUCAAAGGUUUAUCCAGACCAUGAUGAUCAGGGGUAUCGUAAACGAACAGGAGGCCAAGACGCUCCAUCACCACUGCUGUGAGGUCCACAAAGAGCACUAUGUUGCCGACAAACUCGAAGAGUUCAUCCAGGUGGUCAACUCUAAGCUGGAGUCCUUGAAUAUGCAGAUCAGGACGCGUGCUUCAGAGGACGACGGCAUGACAUGCUACGCUCUGGUCAAUACAGCAAACAACGAACUCACCAGGAUGUCAUCCGACUACGCGGACAAUGAGUUGGAACUAUUCAGGCGAACGAUGGACCUGAUAAUGUCUUCGGACGACAGCACAGCUUCCUCCACAGACAUCCUGAACAUGGCAGACAGUCUACAGACCCGGAAGCUGACAAAGAGCGCUGCAGAGUGCUUGCUGAAACGCCUGGUGUCCGAUAACUGGCUUGUAGAGAAACAAGGAGACUACAGCCUGUCGACGCGGUGCGUCAUGGACAUGGAGCCAUACAUCCGGACCAUGUAUGACGAAGAGCAGGUGAAGGUGUGCUUCGUGUGCCACUGUCUGGCCUUCAAGUGCCAGAUAUGUGCAAACCCUCUGUGUACUGUAAAGAUCCACAACUCAUGUGCCGAGAAAUACUUCAAGAAGAAAGCGGUGCAGAGAUGUCCGGGAUGCAGUGAGCUUUGGCCUAAUAAAGUCAGAGAGUGCGGACAAUCUCUCUCUCAGCGUCAAAGAUGAAUGCUGAUUUCCUUGGGUAACAAUAAUAAACGACUGAAUUUCAGUUUCAGGUUUCAGUUUCUUCUUCCAAAGGCUUGUUUUUUUUUACCUUGAUAUUAAACAUUUCUCUUGGAUAAUGUCUUUUAUUACUAACAAAUCUCAUGAAAGCUGAGCACCUAACCCUAAAUGCCCCAUACGAGCUGGCUGUCGCCCUGCAUGGCCGACUCCGCCUUCGCUGUGUGUAUUGAUGGUUGUAAGUAGCUUUGGAUAAAAGCGUCUGCUGAAUGCCCUUAA